ACUCUUCGCUAGAAUAUGGGAAACAAAUUUGACAAAGGAAUUUAAUCGAAUUCUCGAUGGUUAAUGGAAUGUUUGUUGACAGAAUCGUAUUUAUAAUUUGCCAUGUGCCUUCGUACGGUCCUGCUUAUGGUCGUCUGCUGUGACGCGGAACAAAAUGGCGUCGAGUAAUGAAGUGCCGGUAGAAAUCAACCAAAGUAGCAUGUGCACAGCGGAAAAUUCGACAUCAAAGAUGGAGUCCAUGGAAGUAUCAGAGACUGUUCCUGCGUCAAAUAAAGAUGCAACACCUUCCUCUUGUAAGGAAUCUGUUUCUGUGGAUGAUAUGACGUCACGAGACUAUUACUUUGACUCAUAUGCCCAUUAUGGAAUACACGAAGAAAUGCUAAAGGACGAAGUGCGUACUGUGACAUAUCGUAAUUCCAUGUAUCACAAUAAACACCUGUUCAAAGGGAAAACUGUUCUCGACAUUGGUUGUGGAACUGGUAUACUUUCAAUGUUUGCUGCCAAAGCUGGAGCAGCGAAAGUUAUUGGUAUUGAAUGUUCUAAUAUUGUUGAAUAUGCAGAAAAAAUUGUAGAAGCCAAUCAAUUGUCGAACAUCAUAACAAUACUUAAAGGGAAAGUCGAAGAAGUUUCAUUGCCAGAUGGUGUAGAAAAGGUUGACAUAAUUAUUUCUGAAUGGAUGGGAUAUUGUUUGUUUUACGAAUCUAUGUUAGAUACAGUACUCUUUGCUAGAGACAAAUGGCUCCGUGAAGACGGAAUGUUGUUCCCUGACAAAGCAACUUUAUUUAUUUGUGGUAUAGAAGACAGACAAUACAAGGAUGAGAAGAUAAAUUGGUGGGACGAUGUAUACGGAUUUGAUAUGAGUAGUAUAAGGAAAGUAGCGAUUAGCGAACCUUUAGUGGAUGUUGUGGACCCCAAGCAAGUUGUUACAAAUGCAUGUCUAAUCAAGGAAGUUGAUUUAUACACAGUGACUAAGGCUGAUUUGGAGUUCUCCUCGCCGUUCACCCUACAAGUUCGUAGGAACGACUAUGUUCAAGCAUUAGUUACAUUCUUUAACAUCGAAUUCACCAAGUGCCAUAAACGCAUUGGCUUUAGUACAGCACCGGAAGUACAGUAUACUCAUUGGAAACAGACAGUGUUCUACUUUGACGAAUAUAUGACAGUCAAGAAAGGAGAAGAAAUAUACGGUGUCUUUUCAAUGAAACCAAACGCGAGAAACUACAGAGAUCUGGAUUUCAGUAUUGAACUGGACUUUAAAGGGGAAUUGUGCCAAGUACACGAAACUAAUACCUAUCGUAUGCGCUGAUAUCUAUCAGAUGAUUCAUCUUCUUCCUUUUAUUUUCAUGGAUCAUAACACUGUGUAAUCAAAUAGAAGACCAGGACUUUUAAUUAUUAUUGAAUUAUAUUAGAUAAUUUAAUAAUGUUUAUCAGUAUGGUACAACGGAUGUUACGAAUUAUGCGAAUUAAUUUUAUUCUUUAAUUCUAAAAAACUUAGAAGGCUUCCCAUUUGAGAAUCGAUAGAAUAUUCCGAAUCUUCGUUAAUCUCGUUUAAGUUUUGUAAUACAUCAUACACUAAAAGAAUAAGAUCGAUACACAACUUAACUACAUAUAUUAAUUUUACUUUUUUUUCUCCUUAUGUUGUGUAUAAGUUGCACAUGUAAACUGCUAAAUCGAUAGCGAUUAUUAUUCAGAGAAAAUUUAUCAAUUCAGAAAAUACAUCUUAUUCAUCACAUUUUUGUACUGUAUUUUUAAAACUAAGUUUUUGUUCACGGCAUAUACUAUAUAUGUACCACCGUACUUCUGAGAAUAUUUUGAAACUGCUCAUUUACAUUAUGUAUGGCAUGUGGAAAUGUUUAAUAUUAUAUUUUGUUAAUUUGGUAGUAAAUUGAAACUUAUUUUUAGUACCACUUACUUUAUCAGCACCUUUCUGAAAACGUGCUCGAUAUCAGUGAUAUGUAUCAUCUGCUGACUUUUUAUUAAGAAAAUACUGAUAUUAACUUAAUUUUUAUACAUUACAUUUAAGUUACUAAUAUCGUUGUUACAACAUAUUCAACCAUUUUUAUAACCUUCUUAUAAAACGUAAUGGGUUUCUAACAUAUGCUUCGUUAAUAUCCAGUAAAAUAAUUUGCACGUAAAUUUACAUCUUAACAUUGUUUCGAAUUGCGUUAUCAAAUCUGUUUAUAGUAAAUGUAAAUGUGUACUAUAUUUUUCUAAAUUGGCAAAUUACAAUAACGGUGAAAAUGAUUAAAUUUAUUACGAAAAUUCGAUGAGUUUUAAAUAUGAAUAUAUGUUCCGUAUUUGCAUAGACAACGAUCUGUUCUUUGAAGCAUAUAAAUUUUACUUUGUAUCGUAUUCUAAAUAAGCAAUUGUGUUUGUUUUGAGUAUGGAUGUAAAUAAAAACAUUACGUAGAUAAUAUUAAAUAAAA
Hylaeus anthracinus is the source of this 2423-nucleotide messenger RNA. RefSeq names its product protein arginine N-methyltransferase 1-like (gene Art1). Gene Ontology annotation, cellular component: nucleus. Bases 155 to 1303 code for a protein of 382 amino acids. Gene Ontology annotation, molecular function: protein-arginine N-methyltransferase activity. The record is from RefSeq and is a predicted model, not a curated record. The transcript has 2 exons. Gene Ontology annotation, biological process: peptidyl-arginine methylation. NCBI's taxonomy places the organism in Eukaryota, Metazoa, Arthropoda, Insecta, Hymenoptera, Colletidae.